Molecule: messenger RNA, 579 nt
Organism: Rotaria sp. Silwood2
Lineage: Eukaryota; Metazoa; Rotifera; Eurotatoria; Philodinida; Philodinidae
Source: the annotation of a GenBank genome assembly
AUGAAUACUCAAUACAAUACGGAGAUCAUCAAAAAAUUCAUUCAAGGUCGAAGAGAACUUGUCCUUCGUAUCAUUCAAAUUGCCGAUAAACUUGAUCAACAUCAUCGAAAUGUCAAGAUUACAAAAGUAGUAACCAAUAGUACUGGCAUUUUUGGUGGUUUAAUCGCUUUGGGAAGUGUCUUGUUGGCCGUGCCAACUGCCGGUCUUUCUCUCACGGCUUUCGUUGGUGGAGGUAUUUUGGCAACAGCAAGUACGAUCGCUCAUGUAGGCUCAGAUAUUGUCGAAUAUGUUCUUAGUCGUGCCAACUUGGAUGAUUUAAACAUGCUUUGUAAGACUGAUGAAACAAACUUUCUUCAACUAAACCGUUAUGUCAACGAACAAAUCGACAGACUACAAAAUGAGAAUUCGUCUGAAACGACAAUCUCUUCAACAACAUCCACGAUAGCUGCGCAAUUGACAACAGUAAAUCUCGCAUGUUCAAUUGUUCGAGUUACCCAAGGAGCGACGUUGACAGUCAGAACGAUACGAGUCAUCGGUCGUGCAUCAAUAUUUUUGAGUAAGUCAUCGACAUGUUAUUGA